CUCCACUUGCUCGGUGGCCACCUCCGCUGCCAGCUGCAGCUCGAUGUGCCCCGGGCCCGCGCCAGCCCCAUCCUCGCCCGCUUCCCCAUCCUGCUGCGGCAAGUGGCCGCCGCCAGCCACCUCAGAUCCACCAUCCUGCAGGAGAGCAAGUCCCUGCUGAAGAGCCAGACGGUGUCGGACCAGGCGGUAGCAGAAGCCCUGUGUGCCAUCAUGCUGCUGGAGGACAGCUCUCCACGCCAGGCACUUGCUGACUUUCUUCUGGCCAGGAAAUUGGCCAUUCAGCAGCUCCUCAACCAGCCACACCACGGUGCAGGGAUAAAGGCUCAGGUGUGUUCCCUGAUGGAGCUGCUAACCACUACCCUGUACCAGGCUCAUGCUCUCUUCUACACCCUGCCCGAAGGGAUGGUGCCGGAUCCUGCUCUGCCCUGCGGCUUGCUCUUCUCCACCCUGGAGAGCACCACAGCCCCGCACCCAGCAGGGAGAGGUGGGGUUUUAGAGGAGGAGGUGAAGCUGAGCAGCUGGUUCAGGUACCUCCCGGAGUCUGUGGUGGAGUUCCAGCCGGCCCUGCGGACGCUGGCACACCCCAUCAGCCAGGACUACCUCAGAGACACGCUGCAGAAGUGGAUCGCCAUGUGCAGUGACGACAUCAGGGCUGGGGUCAGCAACCUGCUGGUCUACGUGAAGAGCAUGAAAGGCCUCGCAGGGAUUCGCGACGCGGUGUGGGAGCUGCUCACCAGUGAGUCCAUAAGCCAGAACUGGGAAGCGGUGUGCCGCCGUCUUUUGGACAAGCCCGCUUCCUUCUGGGAGGACCUGCUGCAGCAGCUCUUCCUGGACAGGCUAGAGACACUGACCAAGGAAGGGUUUGACUCUAUCUCAAGCAGCUCCAAACAGCUUCUCACCUUAGCCUUGCAAGAACUCGAAGUCAAAUCCAGCAACUCUACCCUCAGCAAGCACAUCCAGUUUGAACACAACGUGGCCCAGUUCCUGUGGUCGGAGAGCUCCGGUGACCUGCCUUCCGACGCCGCCUGGGUCAACGUGGCAAACCGUGGCCAGUUGGCUAAGAGCGGCCUGUCCAUGAAGGCCCAGGCGCUGACGCCGUGCGUGCAGAGCUUCUGCUCGGCUCUGGACUCCAAGCUGAAGGCCAGGUUGGACGAUCUCCUCUCCUACCUCCCCACAGACUCCUCAGCCGCCAAGGAGGCCGCUCCCACAGGGCAGCCACGCUCUGCCUUCGACCGCUACGCUGACGCCGGCACGGUGGAGGGGCUGCUCCGCCACCACUGCGUCGCUUGCAUCCACCACAUCCUGGGCUGCAUGCGUGAGGAGCUCCAGAGCGCUCAGAGCUUGCUGGGGGGGCAGGAUGAUGCUCCCAGCGAUGCCAGACUCAACGCUGUUCUCUUCAUGGCGAGACUCUGCCAGUCCCUGACCGAGCUCUGCCCUCACCUGAAGCGCUGUAUCCUGGGCCGGUCGGGCAGCGUGGAGAUGGCGCCGAAGGAAACACGUUCUGCCAAGAAACUGGGCAAGGGGAAAGUGGCCCCAGAAGUGACCCCCGUGCAGGCCAAGUGGCAGGGGGUGAAGGCAGAGCUCCUGCAGCAGAGCCUGUUUGCUUAUCAGAUCUGGAGCUCGGCCGUUACCAAAGGUGUGGUUCAGUGCUUUACCCGCACGUUGCUGCUCGACACAGCUGGCUCUGUCUUGGCUGCAGCCACCAACUGGGAUGAAAUUGAAAUUCAGGAGGAGACAGAGUCUGGAAACAGCGUCACGUCAAAGAUCCGGCUGCCUGUGCAGCCGUCGUGGUACGUCCAGUGCCUCCUCUUCAGCCUGUGCCAAGAGGUGAACCGGGUCGGUGGCCACACUCUUCCAAAAGUCACCUUGCAGGAGCUGCUGAGGACCUGCAUGGCAGAAGUGCUGGCUGCCUACAAAAAGCUCAUGGAAGAGAAGCAGGAGAAGAAAGCUGGCACCUUCCCCAUGACCCAGAACAGAGCUCUGCAGCUGCUCUACGAUCUGUGGUACCUGAGUAUCAUCUUGACAGCGAAGAGCGAGGAAGCAAAAACCAGCAGGAUCAAGCACGACUCUGGGAUCGAGGCGGUGACCGACUUCCUGGAGGGGCACAUAGAUCCCUUUGACUUGGAUGUUUUCACUCCGCACUUGAACAGCAACCUUAAUCGCCUGGUUCAGCGAACCUCUGUUCUCUUCGGGUUGCUGACUGGGACAGAGAACCAGUACCCGGGCCGGAGCGGCGCUCUCAGUUCCCAGGAGCUCCACAACAUCCUGCCGUUAGCGUCCAGCCAGAUCAGAUUUGGCCUUCUGCCGCUGAGUAUGUCGAGUUCGCGGAAGAGCAAGUCUGCUCCCAGGAGCACAGAAAGAGCUCAGGUUCCACCUCCUGCCCUCCCAAGAAUGGACGACGAGGCGUCGCGCCCUGGCUCUUUGUUCAGGCAGCUCGUAACCGAGGAGGAAGACACAGCUGCCCCUUCUCUCUUCAAGCUGGGGUGGCUUUCUGGCAUGACCAAGUGAUGCAAUAAAAAAAAUAAGAAGUUUGUCUGUGUACUUGUCUUCACAGAGAUCGCUCUCCUCUCCUUGCUACGGCAGAAUUGCUUUUCCAUUCUUUGCCAGAUCCCACGUGCCGCUUGAACCAGGCACAGGGCAGAUUGUCCUUGCCCUCUGGCUGCUGAACAGAGGUGCAGCUUAUCUUUCACCCCUUAUUCCUUAAAAGUUGUUAACUAUAAAGUCAAAUUGAAGAAAAAAAACAACAAAACAAUCUACACACUUAACAGAAAACACAUUUCACAGCUCGAAAGGGGCAGUGGAGCACUGUAGGCUGCCUCUCUCAUUCCAAAGCCCCUCCCCAGGCCCCACAGCUCUGCUCUGGGUGAACCCAGCAGGCACCUGAUGUUUCAGCUACAGCUGUCUCAGCUUUCCUGGUUCUCCUUUCACAAUUUUUUUUUUUUUUUCAGUGCUGCAGCAGUAAAGAUCAAGAUAAGGCCUAAGCUGGGUGGAAAGUUCACAGCUGGGGCAGUCCUAAGGGAUUCCAGUGCCAGCACCUCUUCUGUCUCAUUAACUCUACAGGCUCAAAAAAAGUAUGUUGCCAAAUAAAUUUUUUACUAGUUUAUUGAAAUUAAAAAAAGACUUAUAAAACUGAAGAUGAAUGUUUGAGAGAACUUUACAUAAAGCAACAAAUUGCUAACAAACAGAUUAGGCAGUCGAUUGGAAUUGGACAUUUUGCAACCCUAUAACACAGAUGUGGAUUCCUCAGUCUCCUCUUGCCACGUACUUUGUAACCACCCCAAAAAGAAUCCUAUAAAAAUUGCUUCAAAGCCCCUUUUGCAUUGCAAUAGUGCAGCAAACCACAAGUAAACAAUUUCCUGUUAACCUGUUAUUUCAAAUAUAGACUGAAAAGGCAACAGGCGUUUUGUGCAAUUCCAUUUUAACGAACUUUUAAGUUGAAAUAUCAAAUCUACACAGUGCUGUCCCUUCACAGAAGGCAGGGAACUGCUGGUUCAUCAUGUGGGAAGGCGUCCCCGGCUCUGUAAGCUGUGAAAGUGUGCCUCCUUCAGGAUCUGGUUGAUGUGGAAGUAAGGACCUUGGCUUAGUGCAGACUGCUCAUGGAAGGACUGAGAGGAGACAGGGCUGGAUCCCGCAAUUAUGGGGUUUAGGCUGGUUUCUGCACCGCAUGCUCUGUCAGGGCUGUUGAUGCUACUGCUACUACAGCUGCUGCUGCUGCUGCUGCCGCUAUCGCUGCUGGAGGACUGAGACAAAGAGAAGGUUAACAGCAAAAUCACACAGCUCGCUCUCCUGUCCUUAACAAAACGCCUCAGGUAAGCAAACAAUCCUUACAGCAAGUCCCUCCCUUCCAGAUUUGCAGGCUCACACGUUCAGCCUGAUGGACUAAGGUAAAUCCACCAAGUGCUCUCUUGGCAUUCACAGCUUCCGUUAUUGCCAACACAGGAGAAGCGUCACCGAGCUGAAGGGAGGAGCAAGCCUUCACCCGGAGGGUCACCGACCUCCAGCACAGUGGAUUUCAAUCUCUUGGUUUUAGGCCCACCAGCUCUGCCCCCAUGACCCACGUUAGCACUAGUGAAGUUUGCUGAAUUCAUCCGAGAAUUGGAAAAUAAAGAACAUUCCUGCUGAACUGCACAGGUCAGUAAAGGCAGGCAGGGCACAAGGAAAAGUUUAUCGCUUCUGUUCUAGCAGACAUUUUAGGUAAGCACCAUGCAAAGCAUUUUCCUACAAGUCAAAUCUUUCUAAAAUGAGAUCUGAAGCAUCCAAAGCAACAGGCUGUUAAAAUCAAAUGCCGCACAAUACCCAUUUUAAGUCUUUGAACACCUUGACAUAUAUACAUCUACUCUUCUCCCAGUUAAGCACUGGGACAGCAAUGUUAACUGGAAGCUUUUCAUAACAAUUUACUCGACACAACAGUGAAAGAGCGACAGGCAUCAAAGACUUCCACAUGCAGGAAAGAGAACUCAUGAUUUAGCUCACAGGACAGGGCUUAUUUGCCAGCAUUUAGGAUAAACACAUUUCACGGUAAUGACUGGAAGAGCAUUAGCCAUCAUUUUCAGUGUUUCAAAGACAUAAAACUGUUUGGUUUACCCCAUUUUAAGUGCUGCUAAUGAAAGGUUCCAUCAGUUACAGCUGAAAUAUUUCAUUGCUGUGUGAUAUGCUGUUCAGGACAACACUACAAAUAUUUAGGUGCUUAAGAAUGAGAGAACAGCUACUUUGCCAUCCCAUAAGAAGUUAAUUCACAGAAGCAGCCAGCGUAAGUGACAGCAGCUAAAAAAAAAAAACAAAAAACCAAAAACCACCCACAUUUUUGUUAAGUAUUAAACCAAAACCACAGAAGUCAAAGCUUGGUGGCCACAGCAGAGGCAGACAAAUUUAAAGACGUCCUCAGUAAUUUAACAGUCAGCACCGCAUUCAGAAGGCCCCACUUUGGGGUAAAUCUGAAAAAUGGUGCAAACUGCACCCGACAUAUCUGUCAGUGAGCAGCGAGCAAGGCCCAGGAAGGCACUGUGUGAGUAUUUGAGGUGGGCCACAUCUCAGUGCCGACUGGAAACCCCACGGCACUGAUUCCACAAUCGAUAGCGACAAUUUAACCACGUAAAAUUCCCUGGUUUUGCUAAGCACCAAAAAUGCUUCAGUUCUGUUGUAGUACAGCAAGCAAGACAAUGGCACCAAGGUUGCACCGGCGUGUUAGGUUCAGCUAGCGAGGAGAAAACAACACCACACACGUGAGUGAAGUCGUUCUCGAGGAAGCAGCAGAUGUAACUACAUGAGCUACCAGCUCCUCAUCCUAAUGCUAAAGAGGGAGAGAAACACCAGAAGGACAGAGAGGAGCCACGAAAUGGUGCUUGCUAGACCAUCUCAGUUUGCAUAGAAGCACAAAGAUUGAAAUGCAAUGCUGUUACGCUGAACAAAUCACAGCAGCCUUGGAGAGAAACCCACCGCACAGGACACUUUGUUUCCUUUUAGUCUGUGUUCCUUAUUGUUUUUCGUUACAGCCACCUUCUGAAAAUCAAGGUAAAAAUCGAAAUGAGAACCUAGUAUUACGUACUGCUAAAGUUUCACAUCUUAACAAACAUUUUAGAGCUGUUAGUAAUGAUUAUUUUAUGCAUGUCUAAUUUUUUAAAAACCGAGAUAGUGUCCUGGGACGUGCUUCAUACAUCUAAGGCUGUUGACAGAUCUGGUUUGUCAGACCCUCUUUAUUUCCAUUUCUCUAAUGCAAAAAUUCACUAGCACGUGAAGCCCGUUUAUUGCCCAAAUCACGUCAAAGACCUACCAUUUCCCCAGGCUGUGGUGCACAUUCUGUUAGGCAUUUGGACUACAAUUAGACAAAAAAAGAAUCCUUAAAGUCAUCAUGUCAGCAAUGACAGGCAUCUACACAAUGAAACAAAGUUUUAAGCAAAAGGGCAAAGGAAAGUAGCCCAACAAAAGUUUAAGUAUCAAAAGGGCCGUCUUCAAGGUUUACCCAACCCAUCAGCCCCUCUUAACAUCACACCGAGCAGCUUUAGAAAUUUUAAAUCAUUUCCAAACAAAUGUCCCAUUAAACGUAUUCAUCGGAUGAUCUGUGAUACGGCACCUCAAUCACUCAUGACAGGAACUUAAGAAACAGCCAUUCAGACUCUGCUGUUCUCAAAAAUCUUUCAAGAUGGGUUUAACAGAGACGUUACCUGGGUUUAGCUAGAAUUUAAGACCAGCUCGUCCUCAAUAGUGCAAUACUGCAGAGCGGCAUAGCUGCAGUGCUAGACAAAAACUUUUGAGAAGCAACUGCUGCCAUGCCUCGGCAAUCUCCACCAGUACGACAGUGGUACCUCUAAUCUCUGGGGAAUCCUGCCAUCGGCCAGAGUAACAAAGAGGAACUACAAGAAAUUAGGUUUUACAGAAGUUAUUCAGGAAGGAAGAGAGUUACCCAGAACACUGCAGACUCUCUUCCUUCCCAGGGAAAAUCAGAGCAAAGGGCUUUUCAUCGAUUCCCCGGGUUGCAGAACACAACUGCAGCUUCUCCCAGUUUCCGUGAGCAGCCGCUUGCAGUCGGCCCUCGGAGGAUACACCUCAAUUCUGCCUGACUUGAGGCUGAAUUUAUAACCAAGUACCAGGGAAAACAACCCAGCGAGCCUCCUGGUAAACGGAGGAGAGGCUGAACAGGAAGUGAAACAGAGUGGCACAGCUCUGCUUUGCUAAUCUUUAAGGUUGUCUGUAGUUCUAGUCUAGCGUGUUGGUCGUGUGCCUGCUCACGGACUGAACUGCAAAGCAGAAGUUUACUGUCGUCCUCGGGGUGGCUGUCACCCAGGAGUGUGGGUUUGUUCCACGAAGAGCAGGAAUUGCACAUCCUUAUAGCAAUGUGCCAGAAAGCAGUGCUGACAGAGACUGAAUAAUCUCAGGUUCCCUCCUGUCAAAGUCGGAGUCAAGGCUGCUGUCUACCCUGGAUGAGAGAGCAAUCUAGUGGGAGAAAACAGCCAGAUCCUUUUGCAUGGAAUCUAGCUCACCUCAGCAGUAAGAUUCAAAGUGAGGGUCUGUGGAGUAACAUCACAGAACAGCCCACAUUUGAACUGCCACUAAGAAGAAAAAAAUUAAAUCUCCCUUCCUCUUACACACAUUGCUGUCAGCUCUGAAGAGUAAGAGAAAAAAAAAUGGAAAGAGAUCCUGACAAAAGCCAAGUCCAGUUUUAGCAAUAGGGCUGCCUGAUUUUCCUAGUGAGGUUAUGUCCUCAUGCAAACCACACUCUGUAAGAGAAAACAGUCCAUUUGCAAGUAAAGGAAGGCAAAAGGAAUCGGUACUUUAGCUAAUGUUUCACAAAAAGCAGGUGAGCAUACGCCUGCAGAUGAAAAGCAAGUCUCUUCUCACAGACCCUUUGAAGUUACAAAUUGCUCCUACACACAGACUCUCUCCCUGUUCAAUAUCCUAAAGCUAAUGAGGAUUUUUAAUCAGCCAGAGCUGCCUUUGCAAAUGGCAAAUUAUCAGGAGACUAAAUAAUAUUACAAAUGGCCAAGAAUUUCAAAGUGACAUCAAUCGGAAGCACUUGUGCAUUAUAAGCACAAGAAUUUCCCCAUUUGGCACAGGAAGUCCUUAAAGAAACAUUCGAGUAAUACUGAUUUAAUCUCACGGCUUGAAUUUCUGGGCAUGCUCAAUUCGGUGAUCCUACAUUACGAGAAAACAAGCACACACACACACA
Athene cunicularia (burrowing owl) is the source of this 7663-nucleotide messenger RNA. It is a transcript of the gene COG1, whose product is annotated as component of oligomeric golgi complex 1. NCBI's taxonomy places the organism in Eukaryota, Metazoa, Chordata, Aves, Strigiformes, Strigidae. Gene Ontology annotation, cellular component: COG complex; Golgi apparatus. The transcript is spliced from 13 exons. The annotation marks the transcript as partial. The record is from RefSeq and is a predicted model, not a curated record. Gene Ontology annotation, biological process: intra-Golgi vesicle-mediated transport.